This is a messenger RNA of Cryptomeria japonica (Japanese cedar), 1434 nucleotides long. RefSeq lists its product as uncharacterized. Bases 1 to 1434 code for a protein of 477 amino acids. Lineage: Eukaryota; Viridiplantae; Streptophyta; Pinopsida; Cupressales; Cupressaceae. Gene Ontology annotation, molecular function: dipeptidyl-peptidase activity; serine-type exopeptidase activity. Gene Ontology annotation, biological process: proteolysis. The record is from RefSeq and is a predicted model, not a curated record. The transcript is spliced from 10 exons.
AUGGCUUCUCUUUUACAAGGAGGCUGUGCUUUGGGAGUUCAUGGGCACAGUGGCAUGCCGGCUGUUCUGCAUGGUAGUUUUCUGGAGAAGUUAAGGAGAUCUGGAAUCACUAAUUGUCUGGUUUCAAACUCAUGUAUGGUUUCCUACGAGGAAUACAACUAUACCCAAGUUCUGGACCAUUUUGGAUACAGACCAGAGAGCUAUCAAACCUUUCCUCAACGAUAUUUCAUAGACAAGUCCAGCUGGGGCGGCGCCCAAAACAAUUCUCCCAUAUUUGUAUGGUUGGGUGCGGAAAUUGACAUUACAUACACCUUAGAUGUGGGCAUCAUGAUAGAUCAGGCUCCUAACUUCAAAGCUCUUGUCGUGUACAUAGAGCACCGUUAUUAUGGGACGGCAAUGCCAUUCGGGGGUGAGAAGGGAGCCUAUGCAAACGCGAGCACAAUGGGUUAUUUCACAUCGACGCAGGCCUUGGCCGAUUAUGCGACCCUCAUUGUCGAUUUGAAGAAAACAUUAAAAGCUGAGGAUUGUCCAGUUGUAGUGUUUGGUGGUUCCUAUGGGGGAAUGCUAGCUGCAUGGUUUCGCCUCAAGUAUCCGCACCUAACAAUCGGCGCCCUCGCAUCAUCUGCUCCUCUGCUUUACCUCGACGGCAUCACUCCCACUUAUGGUUAUGGCCGCGUUGUCACCGAAGAUUUCGGAAAUGUAAGCGAAAUCUGCUAUAGAAGAAUUAAUGAAUCGUGGGAUAUGAUAGACAAAAUUGCGUCUAGCCGUCAGGGCUUGCUGAACCUAAGCAAACUAUUUAACACUUGCAAACAUGUUAGCAGAAAGAGCGAUCUUCAGUAUGCGCUUGAAUCAAUGUACAUCUACGCAGCACAGUACCAUUUCGAAGAUGUCCAAGGAAUAUGCAAAGCCAUCAAUAGCCUACCUGGAAACGAAAGCACUGUUCGAAGAAUAGCUUCUGCAACAAAUUACACAUCCAAGGGCCAAUGUUUGGAUUUGAAUCCAAUCGAUAUUCCCGGAUGGGAAUGGCAGACAUGCACUGAAAUGGUGAUUCGACGGAGCAAUCCUCCUGGUAAGACAAUGUUCCCGCCCUCCCACUUUGAUAUCAAGGCCUACGCUAAGUAUUGCUACCUUAAGUACGGUGUCCUAACACGCCAACACUGGGCAACUACUGAAUUUGGAGGACAUGACAUAAAAAGAGUGUUAAAAGAUUUUGGAAGCAAUAUCAUUUUCUCCAAUGGGUUGAGAGAUCCAUGGAGUAGUGGUGGUGUGUUGGGAAAUAUUUCUGAAAGCAUUGUAGCUAUCAUCACCAAUGAGGGAACACACUGUCAAGACAUUGCGAAGCCAGGUGCUAGUGACGAUCCAACCUGGUUGAAAGAACAACGACGAAAAGAGCGUAUGUUCAUCCAAAAAUGGAUUACUGAUUAUAAAAGUUGA